Dipodomys ordii (Ord's kangaroo rat) is the source of this 977-nucleotide messenger RNA. It is a transcript of the gene Ctf1, whose product is annotated as cardiotrophin 1. Bases 39 to 440 code for a protein of 133 amino acids. The record is from RefSeq and is a predicted model, not a curated record. The transcript has 3 exons. Lineage: Eukaryota; Metazoa; Chordata; Mammalia; Rodentia; Heteromyidae.
GGGGGUGUGGAGGGAGCCGGGAUCAGCCAGGGGCCAGCAUGAGCCAGAGGGAGGGAAGUCUGGAAGAACCCAAGGCUGAGUCCUCAAUCUCACUGCUUCCCCACUUGGAGGCCAAGAUCCGGCAGACACACAGCCUUGCCCGCCUCCUCACCAAAUACGCUGAGCAGCUGCUCCAGGAAUAUAUGCCGCGCUUGGAAGAAGCGGCGCGCCAGGCCCGGGCCCUGGGAGCCGCCGUGGAGACCGUGCUGGCCGCGCUGGGCGCUUCGGCCCAUGGUUCCCAGGGUUCCCCGACCGAGGCGGCCACCGCAGCCGCCCCCGCCCCCGCCCCCGGGGGGUUCUCAGCCAAAGUGCUGGGGCUCCACGUGUGUGGCCUGUACGGCGAGUGGGUGAGCCGCACCGAGGGUGACCUGGGCCAGCUGGUGUCCGGGGCUCCUGCCUGAUGGCAGACACCAGAGCAGUUGGCUUUGUGCCUUCCUCAUCUCUAGAUUCUUGCCUUCUCGGAGAACGCGCCUGUCCUAUCUUUUUCAGCUUUCUCUCCUUUUUUUUGUUUUUUUGUUUUUGUUGGGUCCUUUAUUACCGGGUCUCUUGGGGGGGAAUCUCCCAGUCUGUCCUUUUCCUCAUCUAACAUGUGGAUAAGGUAUCCAUCUCAAUCUCCUCUCCUGGAGGUGGUUGAUGUUGAUGCUUGGUCUCUGUCUCUGAUCAUCUUUGUGCUUCUCUGGAUGAGAAAGUGUCUGCUAGUCCUGUAGUGAGACAGCAUCUCCAUCCCAAACUUCAGCCCACCUUCCUCAGGGUCAUCCUCCUGCUGUGCUGAUCCACCCCCCCCCACCAUAUACACACACCCCUUAAGGCACCGUCCUCCUCCCUGGGUGUCCUGCUUUCUGUCCCCCGUGCCCAGCCCCUACACUCCUAUCCAGGUCUGUGUAAGAAAAGGUGACACCUUGAACAAGUUUUAUUUGAGAAUAAAUAUUUUCUUUGUA